UGAAAAUGCUCCCCAUCCAACCUGAUGGAGCUUGAGAGGGUCUGUAAGGAAGAAUGGGCAAAACUGCCCAAGAAUAGGUGUGCCAAACUUGUAGCAACCUAUUCAAAAAGACUUGAGGCUGUAAUUGCUGCCAGAGGAGCUUCUACAAGUAUGAAACAUCCGAGCAUCUGCUGCCGUAAGCUCCUCUUCCUCCUCUUCCUCCUCUUCCUCUCCACCUGUCGAGGUCUGGGGCAGGAGCGGCCGUCCUGCAGCCGCUGCGACCCUCAGCUCUCCUGCAACUGCUCCUGCGGCGGAUUCACUGGCGUUCCCACGGUAACGGGCCAAGCUCUGACCCUCAACCUCUCCUCCAACAACAUCUCCGAGGUGACCGACGACGACCUGACGGGACACGCCAGACUGAGGGUUCUGGAUCUCCACGCUAACAGAAUAGCCAUCAUCCAUCCGUCAGCGUUGGACUCUCUGUGGAGCCUGGAGGAGCUGGACCUGUCCGACAACCAGCUGAGCACCCUCAACCACAGCUGGUUCAGUCACCUGGGAGCUCUGCAGAAGCUCCACCUGCUCAACAACCCGUACAGCCGUCUGGGAUCUCCUUCGCUUCCUCCGCUGUUUCGAGGACUUGUCGGACUCAGGAGUCUGGCGUUUGGAGGUCCAGCUCUGCAGGAGUUGGGGAAAGGAGAUCUGCACGGCGUCACCCAGCUGGACGAGCUCACCGUGCACGCCAACAACCUGUCCAGGUACCAGUCUGGGGCUUUGGCCGACAUCUGGCCGCUCGGUCGCGUCACCUUGAGCCUCCACGGCCCGUUUCUAACAAACGCCACCUUGGCCUCGGCCGUGCUCAGUGACGUGUCGUACCCUGAGACGCCCAUCACCCUGCAAGACAUUCACCUGACCGGGACUGAGUCUGCUCAGGGUUUCAGAGAGGCGGCCAGGAAGAGGAUCAGGUCCUUGACCUUCCACAACCUCUCUGCUUCUGAUGAAUCUGUUGUGGACCUCCUGACGAUGAUGGACGGAGUACCGCUUUCUUCCAUUUCCGUGACUGAUGUGACUUUAACAGGGGAAGGCAGGUGGGAAAAAGCCAAUUGGACCGAUCAACGGAGCUUUGACGAGUUCUUUGUCCAGAACAUCGUGGUGCUGGAUGUCUUCAAGUUCACCUCUUUUCUGACACUGGAGUUUCUGCUGACUUACCCGAGGAAGGUGUCCCUGAUAAAUGGCAGGGUGUAUUUGAUGCCCUGUCAAACGUCCCAGAUGCUGGUGAACCUGCAGUACCUGGACUUGACGGACAACCUGCUGACUGACUUGACCCUGGCAGAAAGUCUCUGUGAAAACAACGUAACGUUGAAGGAACUCAGGGUGUUAAACGUCAGUGGAAACCCUCUGAAGUCUUUGUCCACAAUGAGCCGACUGGUGGCUAAACUAACCACGCUGACCCACCUGGACGUCAGCAGAACCGGCUACAGCUCCAUGCCCUCGAACUGCUCCUGGCCCUCCACCCUCAGAUACCUCAACAUCUCAAGAGCGAAGCUCACCACCGUCACUUCCUGUUUUCCAGCAAGUUUGGAGGUGUUGGACCUGAGCUACAACGAUCUCAGAGACUUCACGGUGCUCCUGCCCGUGCUCAGAGAGCUCUACCUAUCUGGGAACAAGUUUCUGAGGUUGCCUUCUGGGAAUCUCCUCGUAAAUCUAUGCACCCUAACCAUACAGUCCAACACCCUGAAUGUGUUCAGCCACUCAGACCUCCAAUCGUUUAGACGACUCCGGAACCUCCAGGCGGGCCAGAACAAGUUCAUCUGCUCCUGCACCUUCGUUCCUUUCCUCCAGUUUCUUCUUCGAGGAGGUGGAGACGUUCAGUUGACGGAUGGAGAGGCCAGCUACGUCUGUGACUCCCCUCUCCACCUGCAGGGGAAGCCCGUGAGUGGAGUCCACCUCUCUGUCGUCGAGUGUCACCAGGUUCUUUUUGUGUCGGUGAGUUGUGGGUUGGCGUUGGUCGUCGGGAUCCUGCUGUGUGUCCUGCUCUGGCGACUCCACGUCUUCUGGUACCUGAAGAUGACCUGGGCGUGGCUCAAGGCCAAGCGCAGCUCCAAGAACCGGCGGCGUAGAGAUACGGAGGGAUGGGAAGCGUUGCUGUCCUUCGAUGCCUUUGUUUCCUACAGCGAAAGAGACGCUGGCUGGGUGGAAAACUUCCUGGUACCUGAGUUGGAGGAGCCUAGAGAGGAAAAUUCUCGACCUUUGACCCUUUGCCUCCACAAGCGGGACUUCCUUCCUGGACACUGGAUCGUGGACAACAUCAUGAACGCUAUUGAGCGCAGUCGUCGGACCGUCUUCGUCCUCUCUGAGAACUUCGUCCACUCCGACUGGUGCCGCUACGAGCUGGACUUCUCCCACUUCUGGCUCUUCGACGUCGGCGGCGACGCGGCCAUCUUGAUCCUGCUGGAGCCGCUGUCCAAGGACGACGUUCCCAAACGCUUCUGCAAACUGCGCAAGAUCAUGAGCUCCACCACCUACCUGGAGUGGCCUCAGGAGGAGGAGAGGAGGCCGGAGUUCUGGAGGAGCCUCCGCAACGCUCUGAGGGGAGACGAGGACUGAAAGACAGAGAAGGAAAGUACAGGGGAAGAGGAGAAGGACAGGAAGUGGAAAAGGAGGAAAAUAAAGAGAUGUGAACGACAUUAAUGAAGGAUAUGGUGAAAGCUGCCACUUGACUACAUAUUACAUCAAAUGUUCUCUUUUUGAAUGUUCUAUUUCAAUUAAAUAAAUGGGUUCAUAUUUGGUA
Cololabis saira (Pacific saury) is the source of this 2767-nucleotide messenger RNA. RefSeq names its product toll-like receptor 2 type-2. Gene Ontology annotation, molecular function: transmembrane signaling receptor activity; protein binding; triacyl lipopeptide binding. NCBI's taxonomy places the organism in Eukaryota, Metazoa, Chordata, Actinopteri, Beloniformes, Belonidae. Gene Ontology annotation, cellular component: membrane. The transcript is spliced from 12 exons. Gene Ontology annotation, biological process: immune response; toll-like receptor signaling pathway; inflammatory response. The record is from RefSeq and is a predicted model, not a curated record. The coding region runs from base 25 to 2583 and encodes 852 amino acids.